CGAUGUCCCGGAGACCCAAUCCUGUAGAGGAGAGGCGGGCCUUCUCGUGGGUAGCUCUUGGAGCCAGUGGGCGUCUCCGCGGCCGGGCUCCGGCCCCGCCCCUAGACUGUGCUCUAGGUUCCCGGUGUCCAGUCUCUGGAAAGGUGGGUCACCUGCAGGCUGGCGCUGGCUUCUAAGCUGCCUCAGAACUUGGCGUCGCAGGUGGCUACUGGAGCUGACACCCAACACUGCGGUGGACCUGCGUGUCCCCUUGCUGCAGCCUCGCCAGGCCGAGCUGGCUGGGCCGCCGCGGAACCGCAUUCCCUACCCCUAACCACGUUGUGGCCGCGCUGUGGCCUUGGCUCUGCUUCGCUCUGAGGUACUGGAUCAGGUCGGUGUCUGCCAGAUGCGGGAGAGUUGGUGCGAGCUACCCGCAAGAUAUCUUAAACUUUCCCUGGGGAUUCCUCUACCAGCCUGUUAGAUCGUGUUGUGAAUUUCGCCAGAUACCAAAAUAAAAUACUCCUUCCAGUGCCCUUCUGGGACGUUAUGACUUUUCUCCUUAAAAACUGACGAAAAGACCAGGAACUAUCUUGUCUUCAGAGUCUGGGAUAAAGACUAGCAGAUGAUAAAAGUAUGUCUUUGUGGCCCUUCCCUAACACUUCCAAGGAGCUUCAUUCCUAACAUUUUUCUAGCCAUCAGAUUUCUCCAGAGCAAUGACCCAGAAGACGUAAUCAGUUCGUGAUUAGAGUGACAUUGUUCCCAGAGCCCCCAAGAUGGCAGCUAAAAUGGAAAUAACUUUGAGUAACCCCACUGAGGAUUCUGACAAGCAAGAGAGACACAUAAUAAUGAAGCUGGAAGAAAAACGCACCCCCACUCAGCGAAAAGCCAGUCCUGAUCCGGAGCUUUCUCGACAGAGCUUCAGACACUUUUGUUAUCAAGAAGUGUCUGGGCCCCAGGAAGCGCUCUCCUGCCUUCGACAGCUCUGCAGACAGUGGCUGCGGCCUGAACUACACACUAAAGAGCAGAUUUUGGAGCUCUUGGUGAUGGAGCAGUUUCUGGUCAUCCUACCUCCAGAGAUCCAGGCACAGGUCUGGCAUCGAUAUCCAAAGAGCAGCAGGGAGAUUGUGACCCUGGUGGAAGAUUUGCACACAGCGUCUAAAAAACCAAAGCAGUGGGUGACCGUUUGUAUGCAAGGGCAGAAGGUGCUCCUGGAGAAAACAGGAGCUCAGCUUAUAGAACAAGAACUUCGAGACUUUCAACCCCAGACUCCUAGCAGAGAUAUUCAAGAGAACUCUCUGGAAGAGCCUUCCUGGGAAAGAUCUCAUGAGCAGCUGAGUCCCCACCACUGGGAGAAGUCUCUCCUCCAGGAACCAGCCCUCAGAUUGACUGAGACAGGUGUCAAGCUCAUGCCGCUGCCUCGCCUGCCUGCCCCCAGCCCAGUUUUCCUUUGCAUGGGGCUCACCUGCCGACAACUGAUGGCAUAAGGGUCCGAUGGCACGGAAGGCUCUUGGGUACUGUAUUCAGAUGCAGCCGUUCCCUCAUCUCCUUCCCCCAUUCAUGCUUCACCAGAGCCUCUGCACAGAGUCUUGACCUAGUCCCCUGUGGCCAGCGUCCUUUUGCUGGACCCCAACAUAAGAAAAUCACCUUUCACAUCAGCUUGCCUCCUGCCCAUCCCAUUGGCUCUGCCAUAUUUCUGGGUCCUGCUUAGCACAUACUGGUGUCAGCUUAGGGGUUAUUCCUGCUUUCGGUGUUUGAUCCCUGAGUUAGCCCCAGGGAGACCCAAGGAGAAAGGAAACGUUGACAGGUAGUGGAGGUCUAUGCACCAAAAGAGCGUUGUUUCCUAUCCAGCAGGUAAGUGUAAACCAAUCCCACAAUACAACUGUCUCUCCCAAUAAAAUUGGCAGAGUCUCCUCACAGUGCCAAAGACUGUUCAAUUUUCCCUCCAACUGUUCCCAAAACUGAAAUGUCUCUUUUUAUUGCUUCAUUGAAGUAUUACAUGCACCAGAAAACUUGUGCAUUUAUAGUACACAGUUCAGUGGUUACUAUACAGUAUUUAAAGCUGUGCCUCUGUCACCACAGUCUUGUUUCAGGAUAUUGUCAGUGUCACAGAGAAGUACCCUUAAACACUGGUAGUCAUUGCCUGCUCCUGUCACAGCUUAUGCCACUGGAGACAGUAUCUUCUGUGCACAUCAUGUCACAUGUCAGUGUUUCGCUCCCUCGUUGUGUAGGAAGGGGCCUUCAUUCCAUCCAUUGGUUGAUGGAAUUGUAUAAUUGCACCCUGGCUACUAUGAAUAGAGUAGUGCCUGUGAACACUGUAUUCAAGUCUUUGUAUUUCACUCCUCACAGGUACAUGUCUUGAGGUUGGGCAAAGGUCUUCGCUAGGUCAUAUGAUAAUUUUUAAAACUUUUCUAGGAAACAUCAAACAGUUUUCCAGAGUGGCUAUGCUACACUUUUCAUUUUGACCAGCAGUGUACGAGUGUUCGUUUCUCCACACCUUCAACAAAACUUACUAUUGUCUCGUUACAGAUUUUAGCUUUCUGAGGCAGGCUCUUGUGUCUGGCAUAGGACUCAUAGUCCUAGCUGAUGAUCCUCCUGCCUCCACCUCCUGGGAUCAGGACUACAGGCAUGUGUCACUUUAUCCAGUUUUGUGGAAUCUGUCUUUGUGGUCGCUGCUAUCACAGUCCCAGUAAAGUGGUCUCCCAUGACCUCGAUUCUCUUCUCUGAUGACUAGUGUAUUUGUUUCUUGUCUUUAUAUUUGCUUUGAAGAAAUGGCUAUUUAAAACUCCCCUGCCCUCUGGUGUUUUGAGACAGAUCUUGCUGUGUAGCCCUGGCUGGCCUAGAACUCACCACAUAGAACAGGCUGGCCAUGAAUUUGAGAUAAUCCUCCUACCUUUGUUUGCCAAGUUCUUUGAUCUUUGUGGUUUUCGAUCUGGAAUCUUGCUCUAUAGCUUAGGCUGGCCAGGCUGGUCAGGCUUGCAGGCUUCCUGGGGCUGCAGAUGUGAGCCACCAGGACUAUCUCUGUGGCCCUUUUAAAACAGACUGUCGUUUUUAUUGCUGGGGUUGUAAGAAUUCUUUAAAUAUUCUGGGAUGAAGUCCUUAUGAGAUACGACUUGAAAACAGUUUCUCCCAUUCUUUUGUAAUACAUUCUUGUGUAAUUGUUGGUUUUCUUUUUGCAGUGGGGGUUGAUACAAUCUCCUGCAUAACUCAGGCUAGCCUCAAACUUGCAAUCCUCCUGUCUUAACCAGUGGAAUGCUGGGAUUGCUCAUGUACACCCAUGCCCAGCAGACCACGUGUGUAAUGAAAACAGCUGUCACUUGUCAAAAUGCAAGGGACCAAAUUCUCAGUUCCCAAACUGCCAGUAAAAAACAGCCGGACAUCCCCGUGAAUUAACAGUGAAAGUAAAGAGCACAAUUUACACCAGUUCCUGCAAACCCCUGGGACCACAUCACCUGCAGACUUCCCUACCCCUGUCGUGCAUGGUUCAUGGUUCCUAUGGGAAGUUUAAAUAUCUAUUAAAAUAGUCCUCCUGACUAGUCUUUGGAACAAACAUUUUCCUACCGAAAUAAAGGUGGUGUUGGUUACAAGCAACAGAUGUUGGUAAGUACUAGACACACAAGACAUCUUUUUCCACAUCGUGGGGACUGAGCGCAUCUAAUGCAGUAGACUUAGGAGACUAUUUUUCUGUUGCUGUACUAUUUUAGGGAAAAAACCCCACAAAUUUUCAGAAUCCACAUGCUCUAGACUACAUCAAAUAGCCAGCCAAUUAACAGCAGGUCUGGGUUCCAGAUUGUUGCUGUCUCUUAGUUUACUAAUUGGGUCUCUGGUUGGGGUGGGUUGAUGGGGUCUUACUGUUGCCUGGGCUGGCCCCAAAUCUUGGACUUAAGCAAUCCUCCUGCCUCAGCCUCCCGAGUUUCUGGGACAAGAAAACACUUGACAUGGUUACUGUUUUAUCUUUCUUGGGUUUCUGUCUUAGUUACUGUUCUACCUCUGUGAGGAGAUACCAUGACCAAGGCAAUUUUAAAAAGAAAGCGUUUAACUGGGGCUUUGCUUAGGGUCAGAGGGUUAGGCCAUUUCCAUCAUGGUGGGAAGCAUGGAGCAGAUAGGCAGGCAUGGUCUGGAGCAGGAGCUCAGAGUUCACAUCUAAGGUAGCAGGGGUGGGGUGGAGUUGAAUUGGGUGGUGGGUAGUGGGUGGUGGUGGUGUGGGCUUUUGAAACAUCAAAGCCCACCGACACCUUCACAAAGCCACACUUCCUAAUCCUUCCUGAACAGUCUACCAAACAAACACCAAACAUUCAAAUAUAUGAGUCUCUGGGUGUCAAACUGUCACAGAUUUUUAGACAGUCUUACCUUUCCUUUUGUGACAUGUGGUUUCAAUGCAUAAAAAAUAGUGCCUGAACUGAGUACCUAGCCUAGCAAUGAAUGAAGCCCUAAGGUCAGUCUCUAACUGAGCAACGUGUGUCCCCUGGACAUAUGCACAGUUUGCAUGGAAGAAAUUGGUAUACUGAACUGAAAAUCCACAUGUAGCCAGAUAGCAUGGCUAGAGACGUAACAGAAAUGGUUCCACUGAAGACUUUAGCCACUAUCCCGAGGACAAGAGAAAGUCAGUAGAAAGUGUCUGAAUGGUGACAUAAUCAGACCGUACCUGUUUUACUUAACUGGAUGGAUAAAGUUUAGUUACUGUUGGAUAAAGGUAAAGACAAUUAAGUAGAGAAGCAAGUUUGGGAAAUAUUUGGGUUUUUUGUUUUUUUUUGUUUUUUGUUUUUUGUUUUUUGUUUUUGUUUUUGUUUUGUUUUGUUUUGUUUUGUUUUGGUUUGGCUUUAGUUUUGUAAUGCUAGGACCCAUACAGGGCCUCCCAGAUACUAAACAGGUACUUUUUCACUGAGUUAUAUCCCCAGCAUGUUUAAGAAAUAUUAUAUCACUCACAGAAAGUCAUGGAAGAAUGGAUGAGGAGUUCGGACAGGGUAGAUAAGAGAUUGGUUUCUCGUAUUCCUAGACGUGGAGAAGUCCAAGACUCGUGAACUGGCAGACCCCGUAUCUGCAAAGGACCUUUAAUAGUUAGGGCCAUCUUGAUGGGUCCUCAUAUGGUAGGAAGUGCUGGCUGGUUCUCUGAAGUCUCUUUUAUAAGGUAACUAAACAAGGGCCCACAUUCAUGACUCUUCCAAAGUCCCCCGCCUUCUAACACUAUCCUCUGGGAGCUAGGAUUUUGCGUAUGAAUUUGGGGAGGCAUUGCAAUCACAGUGAGAGGGAAGAGAAGGAGGUGUGAUCGUGUGGAUAGAGUACCAUGUCCUGGAGGCAAACAGAGGAUAAACGCAUGCAGUUUUGGAUAGGUAUUUGGAUUUUUCAAAAACGUUCAAAACCGUUUACUUAAGGAAAGUCAAGAACACACAAACCGGAAGCACUUUAGAUAAAAGAAUGCUCCAAGGAACCAGCUGUGCUUCCAGACUCAGCUACUCUGGAGGGGUACGCGGGCUAUCAAGACUGCUUGAGCACAUAUGGCAAUAGUUAGUCUGGGCAACAUAUAGAGACAAUCUCAAAGCUAACCAGGCAGAAGAGCACACCAGCGUGGUGGUUUCUUCCGGCCCAGCACUGGUCAGCGCUUCCCAGCAUACUAUAGAAAUAAAGGUCUUUGUAGCCUCAACAUCUUACUCUCGCACACUCAGACGCAGUCCUGAGUAACCUCAGGGCAGAUGUCUUCUGUCCUUAGCCCAGUUUCUGCUGAGACCUUAAAGGUGUGGGCUGGCCAUGGGGCAGACCACACCUAUCUCACCAAACUGUACCGCUAGAUGUCCAGCCCCAACAGCUAGAGCAGUGCACAUGCGCUGAUGGACGGGAACACCGGAAGUGACCUCAACUUCCGGCUUCCUGACCGGCUAGCGGAGCAAAUGGCAUCUGGUAGGCAUUAGCGCCAUCCUGUAUGCUUGGUGGCUGCUUGGCCAGUCCAUGAUUGCUCUGAAGCCAGGGGAAACCGUAAGGUACAACUAUUUACCAUAUUUCUUCCCAACUGAAUCUGUCUAUUUGACAACAGUGGCCCAGAGAAGCCAGCAGUACCUUUCCCGUACUGCUACCGUGCAGCUAAGACUGUGGAAGGUGGGCAGACAUCUAGUGCAGUCUUGGAAUAAUGCUGGAAUUUUAUACUGAAUUCCGAGAAACAGGAUGCGUUAUUUCCUUUCUUAUGUGAAGUAUAUUCAUUCAUUCUUUCAUAUUCUCUAAACUAUUAUCCAACCAGUUGUUUCAAAUUUACCUUUCUGCAACAGAAAAUCCUUUAAGUAUAUAUUUUAAAAGACCUGCUGUCAUCACAACAUAACAUUUAUUGGAUGAUAAAUUGCACAUUAGAUGCACAGAUUCACAGUUGAGCUAAGACCGAAGAGAAUGCAUCAAAAAACAGUAAAGCUGAAACAUUAAACAGAAGUGCAUACAGAAAAUUAAUUAGGCAUCAAAAUAACUAGACAUGGCAGAAUAUUCUUAGGUUUAUAUAAAUGAACAUGUUGUAUCUUCUUGUCUUCUCAAUUUGAAGAGACAAAACACCUGUAGUUAGGCAGGUCUUGGAAAGAUAGGUAAUUUUAUAUCACAUAAAUAGUUCUAAUAUACAAGACUAAACCAGUUAAAUAUACACUUAAAAACAUCUGUACCUUCGGUCCCCAGC
This is a messenger RNA of Rattus norvegicus (Norway rat), 6622 nucleotides long. NCBI's taxonomy places the organism in Eukaryota, Metazoa, Chordata, Mammalia, Rodentia, Muridae. The record is from RefSeq and is a predicted model, not a curated record.